Messenger RNA from Fusarium oxysporum Fo47, 1734 nucleotides. RefSeq names its product thiamine diphosphate-binding protein. Lineage: Eukaryota; Fungi; Ascomycota; Sordariomycetes; Hypocreales; Nectriaceae. The transcript has a single exon. The record is from RefSeq and is a predicted model, not a curated record. The coding region runs from base 1 to 1734 and encodes 577 amino acids. Gene Ontology annotation, molecular function: thiamine pyrophosphate binding; magnesium ion binding; carboxy-lyase activity.
AUGAAAACAUCCUCCGUCAACGUCGCCGAAUAUCUAUUCAGGCGGCUGCGUCAAUUGGACGUGACGUCAAUCCACGGAGUGCCUGGCGAUUUUAAUCUUACUCUCCUUGAUUAUAUUGCGCCUGCUGGCCUCACGUGGGUAGGCAAUGCCAACGAACUGAAUGCUGGUUAUGCAGCCGAUGGCUAUGCUCGCGUCAAAGGUAUCGGCUCUCUUGUGACCACCUUUGGCGUCGGAGAACUCUCAGCUGUUAACGCUAUUGCUGGGGCAUAUGCCGAAAGGGCGGCUGUGGUUCACAUUGUGGGCAUUCCUUCUAGAGCCACCCAAGAGUCGAGAUUGCUUGUCCAUCACACAUUUGGUGAUGGAGAAUAUGGGCGUUUUGCGGAAAUCCAUCGCCAUGUCACUGUUGCCCAAACCAGGCUACUAGACGUCAGAACUAUCCCCGACCAGAUCGACUCAGUCCUCCAACAAUGUCUCUUACACAGUCGACCGGUCUACAUCGAGGUCCCCGUUGACCUUGUCGAUGCCCCGGUAUCUGCAGCUGGCCUCAGUCACACACUGACAUUGCCAACCGACCAAGCCAACGCAUCGACAUCAGUUGCGGUAUCCAAGAUCCUGCACAAGAUUUAUACUGCAAAGCAACCUCUCAUCGUUGUUGAUGGUGAAGUGCGGCCAAUGAGAGUUGUUAACGAAGUGCAAGAAAUAGUCAGAGCUACAGGCUGGCCAACAUGGGUUACAGGAUACUCCAAGUCUCUGGUAGAUGAAGGCUUGGCAAACUUCCAUGGCGUCAACAAAGGAAGCUUUGAAGCUUCUACGUCUCGCGAUUUCAUCAAGCAGGCAGACCUAAUUCUUUGUUUUGGACCUCAUUUCACCUCUACUAACACCUUCUUGUUCUCAAGCAUUCCUGAUCCGCAAGUCACAAUCUUAUUUAUGGACACGGAGGUCAGGUUAGGAAACGAGACGAUUCGAAAUUGCCCAGUGAAACCGCUCCUAGCUCGUCUCUUGCAAGACCUAGAUCUUACCAAGAUACACAAGUAUGAUCCUUACCCUGAUCUUCACAGGGACAGCCUCUUGUCCUUUUCUGGUCUUCCCUCGGAUGGAGUCAUUGACCAGAAGAAUGUGUGGCGCUUACUGGGGAACUUUCUUCGACCAGGAGACAUUUUGAUGGCGGAGACUGGCACAGCUGCUUACGGAGCUCGACAUAUUCACUUGCCAUCUCACUCCAAGUACUUCGGUCCCGUAACCUGGCUCUCUAUAGGAUACAUGCUCCCUGCUGCCCAAGGCGCUGCACUCGCCCAGAAAGAGUUGAUGGGUACCAAUCAGUGGUCCGGCAUUGACAAUGCACGCACUGUUCUACUUAUGGGCGAUGGUAGUUUUCAAAUGACUGCUCAAGAGCUGUCGACCAUGAUCCGACAUGAUCUCAAUGUUGUGGUAUUCCUUAUCAACAAUGAUGGCUACACUAUCGAGAGGUGCAUUCAUGGACUGACGCAGGGAUAUAAUGAUGUGCCAUCAUGGCGUUACCUGGAGGCGCCCCGUUUCUUCGGAGCUCCUAAGGAUACAUUCACUCGCUCUGCGAAGAACUGGGGUGAACUUGAGGACGCGCUGGGUAGUAAGGCUUUACAUGAUGGCAAGGGCCUGAGGAUGGUAGAAGUGCUGAUGGGUCGAGAGGAUGCACCUGAGGGGCCACUGACACAGUAUCUAGACAAGCAACAAAUGCGUGUCAAUGGGAAGAUCUAG